Messenger RNA from Anoplophora glabripennis (Asian longhorned beetle), 1541 nucleotides. RefSeq lists its product as uncharacterized. Gene Ontology annotation, biological process: DNA recombination; DNA integration. The record is from RefSeq and is a predicted model, not a curated record. The transcript has 3 exons. NCBI's taxonomy places the organism in Eukaryota, Metazoa, Arthropoda, Insecta, Coleoptera, Cerambycidae. Gene Ontology annotation, molecular function: DNA binding. The coding region runs from base 232 to 1371 and encodes 379 amino acids.
CCGAUGGCAAAGUUUGCGUCCCGAGGGCGUCCCGCCCGAGGGACAGCAAUUGCCUGAGGUUAUUAAGGCUCAUUAAUUCCCGUGGUACAUAGAUAAUUUUAUUUCUGACCGAUUUCAAUAAAAUAUUGUUUAUUUUUAAAACGGAAAAAAUGUACCAAUUUAUUACCUUCCCAGUAUAUUUGAAUCAGGUACCAUUGAUUAUAAGAGUUUUGUUGUUGCUAGGUUGUUGCUAUGUUACGUGUUUAUAAACAGAAUUGUUACUUGCUUAUAAACAGUACUUUGUUAUCAAGCUGUGUUUGCGUUAAAAACGUGUUUUCUACCCCAAAUAUAAUGGAGCAGAUUUUGAAAAAAGCUGAAAAAGCAAGAGAAUCAUUAAUUCCAUCGAAAAGUGAAGCCGUAUACCAAAAAGAAUACAAGAUAUAUCUGGAGUGGCUGACACGGAAUAAUGUUAUGCCAAAAGAUGCCACUGAAACUGUAUUACUGGCAUAUUUUCAAGAAUUGUCAGAAACGUAUAGUCCGAAUUCUUUAUGGACUAAAUGGUCAAUGCUAAAAUCGAAGGUGAAUAUACAUGAGAAACGAGAUAUCGCCAAGUUCAAUGAACUAGAGGCUUUUUUGAAACGGAAGAGUAAGAGUUAUAAGCCGAAAAAGUCUGCUGUUUUAUCUCCUAAUGAUGUUAUCAGAUUUCUAAAGAACGCUCCUAAUGAAAUUCAUUUACUGCAUAAGGUUGUUUUGAUUAUGGGUUAUUUUGGAGGAUGCAGAAGUCAGGAACUUUUGAAUAUGAAGAUAUCGGAUAUAGAGGACCGGGAUUCCGUUAUGGUAGUGAACGUACCGGAAAGUAAAACUGGUGUAUCGAAGAAAUUUACAGUUGUGGAUGAAAAAGAGUUCUCUGCUUUGCCUUUAUUAAGACUUUAUAUGUCUUUACGUCCUAAAGGUAUUGAACGAUUUUUUUUGCGCUUCCAACAAAAUAAAUGUACAUCUCAGCCAAUUGGAAAAAACAUGUUUGGGAAAAUUCCCAGCAAAAUCGCAAUGUAUUUAGGAUUGCCAAACCCAUCUUCCUAUACGGGACAUUGCCUUCGUCGCACUUCUGCUACUGCUCUAGCUAAUGCAGGAGCAACUAUGACUAACUUAAAAAGACACGGAGGUUGGAAAAGUUCCACGGUGGCGGAGGGGUAUCUGGAGGAUAGCAUCGAAUUGAGAAAUAAAACGGCGCGUAUGUUGUCUACUUUGCCAUUAGAAGAGGCAGGUACCUCGACUGUAGUGAACAGAAGCUCCAGCCAUACAAAAGAAGAAAUUGUUUCCAGUGGCGGUAGUAAUUUUCAGGGAACAUUUCAAAAUUGUACAUUUAUUAUUUGUAAUGACGCAAAUAAAUAAAAUAUGGUUCAGUUUUCAUUUCAUAAAUAUAUACACAUAUAUGUAUAUUAGCAUUUUUUAUUUUAUUUUUACUUGUGAAAGGUAGAGGGAAUUAUAGAAUCUAUAAUGUCCCAAGGGAGUUAUGACUCUCUUUAUUGAUAGCGUAACUAUGACGAUAUAAGCUUAUAAUA